AUGGAAUCGUCAACCCCCAAUAAGGAUAUUUCUCAGCUCAGUUUGGACUCCAGCGAUGAUCCUGCUGUGUUAGAACGACUCGAAUGGCAGUCUAUGUUGACAUCAGUCUUAACAGGCGAUGUGGUGACAUCCGAAAAGACCAAAAUCAUAGAAAGCAAUUCUCUGGGCCGCAACCACGAACUGUCACAACUCGUCACCUACAAAGACAACUUGUGGUACGGAAUCAAGGCUAAGCUUCUUGGUCGUACCGAGGACGAUGAACGUAAGUUAAUCGCAUACAGACGAACCUUGGUCGAUACGCUUAUAGAUGACAUUCUUACUUAUGAAAUUGUGGAACUGGAUCCUACGGUGGGUAGUCCAAGGACUCAGGUAAUCAGGAUUCUUGAGAGGUACGAAAAGUGCUGCGAGCUCUGGAAAACAUUGGAAGAUAUGCGCCAGGAUAAGCCGUUGUGUCGGAGCCAUGAUUUUGUCGAUAGGAUCGAUGCUCUCAAUGCAUGGUUGAGUAUAACCGAUGCUAUAGAACGAGAGAGUAACUCACUUCGUAUGUGGAUUGGAAAUGAUGAGCUUGAUAUUACCAAGAGCCCGGUCAAUACUCCAAACUCUGAAUCUCCUGCCACAACUCCUACCAAGGUGGUGAAAAAAAUCUUUGAUGAGGACAAUAAAUCGUUAGCAGAAAGAUUGAUGAAGGAGAAAGAUGUCCAUACGAUAUUUAAGCAGCGAAUAUUCAUUCCGCUUGCUCCAUGGAUGAUAAAGGCGAAGGAUACCUACAUUUAUUUGAAGCAGAUUUUCGAAUCCAUUAAGCUUCCUGAUUACAUCCACAGUCUCAUUCAAUUGUGCUUGGUGCCUAUGAAACUUAUAAAAGAAAUCAUAAACGUGCGAUUAAAGUACGCUAUGAAGUUACAGAACCCAACUUUGAUGAUGAUUGACCAAAUGCUCGACGACUUCAAAUCCUACAUUACCAUUGCCUUAGAGGUAAAACUGGGGUUUAUGCAAUAUUUCAGACCCGAUGCUAGCAGGACGUGGAUGCUACAAGAGUUGUUUGAGAGUGAAUACCUCGAAUUCGACAAGGCUGUGUUAAGUUGUGUGGACUACUUUUUGGUUCUAUUAAGCAAGAAACUUUUGGAUGGCUCGCGCUCAUCAACAAACUUCAGAACCUUCAAGGAACCAGAGGAGUUGGAAGAAGCUUGGAACUUCUUGAGGUGGCUUGGAGACUACGUUGACGGCGGUAGUCCUGUCGUCUCUGUCCUGUUCACCCAUCUUACGCUGAAGUUGAUUCACAGGCUUCUUGCGUACUUCAACCAUCAGAUAAGAUCUCCACCACCAAAUCUCAAGUCCAACAGUACAGAAUUAAUACGCUGGUAUAGCUCGACCAGUGAACAUUUCGGACAGUUGAGGAGAAAAUUGUCCAGAUUCGCGGGUGAAAUUUCGAGGACUUUCACAAACUCAAUAGUGUAUGAGCUUCACGGAAAUCAAGGUCAGCUCACCAAAGAGUUACUUGAUGAGCUUCGAAAUUCGGAACACUUUUUAGUGUAUACUGGCACUGUCGAAUCCCAAGGUACCUACUUCUUCGCUAGCCCAGAACUUAUGGGCCGAGAAACCGAGAUAUACCGUAUGAUUCACGGGUCGUAUAUCGGUCUUAGUGUGAACGACUCCAAUCAAUUUGAUACGUUCUUGGACAUUCUCAAUAUGGACGAAAAGCCGAGCGAGGUUGACGAUCUCGACAAUAACGUUGCAUUACCAUUAACAUCCCAAUCUAAUGAUCUCGCAUACGUGCUAGCCAUUUGUCCAGCCAAACCAAUUGUGUGGGAAGGGGAAGUGGUUAGAAUCAAUACUGACGAGGUACCUAUCAACGAUCUUAAGGUUGGACAGGUGCUUUUAGUAACCACCAUGCCGUUCUACAGUUUGGACAUAAUCAAAGAGAAAUUCACAAGUAUUUUCGACAGCUCGAAGAAGAUUGCGUCUGCCAUCAAGCAGCUGGAAGUGAGAUGCUCACUUGCCAAAGUCCACUACGAUCUCUCCAAAAUCGACCGGUUGUUCUUCAAGAUGACGUUGGCAGUCCUAGACUCUGUCAGAAUAGUGAGAAGUAAAUGUCUCACCAUGGCGCCUGAAAGCGACUUCCAGGAGCUUAUUAACAAUUACUUUAUCUAUGCCCGUGACUAUGGCCGGAGCUCCAUCAAAAACCUCGAUACCUCACGAAAAUCCACCGUGAUCAUGAAAUUGAUACAGCUAUCCAUCGAAUGGGUGAGUUUCAUCAGCGAUGAUUGUAUACCCACAGACAGAAAGACGUUUCGUUGGUGUGUGUUAGCGCUAGAGUUUGCGAUGGACAUGACACGCGGAUUCAACGUUCUUGUAUUGGACGAGGAACAAUUCUACAAGCUCAAAAUGAAGGUUGCAAGAUGCAUGUCGUUAUUAAUUUCGCAUUUCGAUAUCAUGGGUGCCAGGUCCAGCGAGGCUGAAAAGAAAAAGCUCUUGAAGUGGACCGCACUGAGACACAGAAUCGAGAACAGCGCCGACGACGAGCUCAUUUUGCAAGCUUACCGAGAUGAUGUUAUGGGUCAAAUUGAGACUAUCGAAGAGUAUAGAAGAGAGCUUCAAGACGGUCUUCUGACUGUGGGCAGAGUAUUGGAGGUGACGGAUCUGGAAUACCAGUUUGUUACGUUGCUUGCUUCGUCAUUUUCAAGUGUGUCUAUAAGAUGGCAAAAGGGCCGUUUUAUUGGCGGAGGUACUUUUGGUAGUGUGUUCUCUGCGGUGAACUUGGAUACUGGAGGAGUCAUGGCAGUCAAGGAGAUUCGGUUUCAUGAUAGCCAGUCGAUUAAGAAUAUCGUGCCGUCUAUCAAAGAUGAAAUGACGGUGUUGGAAAUGUUGAACCAUCCAAAUAUUGUACAGUAUUUCGGAGUCGAGGUCCACAGGGACAAAGUGUACAUUUUCAUGGAGUUCUGUGAAGGGGGUUCGCUUGCAAGUUUAUUGACUCACGGCCGCAUAGAAGACGAAAUGGUGGUUCAAGUGUACACUUUACAAAUGCUCGAAGGAUUGGCAUAUCUUCACCAUUCAGGUGUGGUUCAUCGUGAUUUGAAACCGGAAAAUAUCUUGCUAGAUCACAACGGAGUAAUCAAGUUUGUGGACUUUGGUGCUGCCAAGGUGAUAGCUACUAGUGGAAGAACUAGAACCAGCGGAAGCACGUCUCGCAGAGGAAGUGCUGGGGGAGAUAAUAGCGAUAGGUUAAACUCCAUGACGGGAACUCCCAUGUAUAUGUCACCAGAAGCGAUUACAGGAUCUUCCAGCAGCAAGAGUGGAGUCGUGGAUAUCUGGUCUUUAGGGUGCUGUGUGCUUGAAAUGGCUACUGGUCGUCGUCCAUGGGCAAACCUCGAUAACGAAUGGGCCAUCAUGUACCAUAUUGCUGCUGGACAUCAGCCCCAACUUCCUUCGUCGGACCAGCUCAGUGCCGAGGGAUGCCGUUUCCUUUCCAGAUGUCUUGAGCACGAUCCCACAAAGAGACCUAGUGCUAUGGAGUUAUUGGCUGAUCCUUGGAUAGUCCAAAUUCGACUCGCUGCGUUUGAUUCGUCCGAGGCAUCCAGCACUCCAUCUUCCGAGCAAGCACCCGAAGUGAACUAA
Messenger RNA from Meyerozyma guilliermondii ATCC 6260, 3612 nucleotides. RefSeq names its product mitogen-activated protein kinase kinase kinase (gene SSK2). Gene Ontology annotation, biological process: protein phosphorylation; stress-activated MAPK cascade. The transcript has a single exon. The record is from RefSeq and is a predicted model, not a curated record. The coding region runs from base 1 to 3612 and encodes 1203 amino acids. Lineage: Eukaryota; Fungi; Ascomycota; Pichiomycetes; Serinales; Debaryomycetaceae. Gene Ontology annotation, cellular component: cytoplasm. Gene Ontology annotation, molecular function: ATP binding; MAP kinase kinase kinase activity.